Nicrophorus vespilloides is the source of this 1578-nucleotide messenger RNA. RefSeq names its product luciferin 4-monooxygenase-like. Lineage: Eukaryota; Metazoa; Arthropoda; Insecta; Coleoptera; Silphidae. The record is from RefSeq and is a predicted model, not a curated record. Bases 1 to 1578 code for a protein of 525 amino acids. The transcript has 5 exons. Gene Ontology annotation, molecular function: long-chain fatty acid-CoA ligase activity. Gene Ontology annotation, biological process: fatty-acyl-CoA biosynthetic process; long-chain fatty acid metabolic process.
AUGCAGAAGAACUUCAUUAAGGAAGGACCGCAGUUCGUGAUGGACUUCCCGGAGGCCGGUCUUGGAAUGCGUUACUUCAACAGAAUGGAUUCGUUCAAGGAUAAGAUAAACCAAGUGGAUUCGACGACAGGCUUAACGGAGACCACGAACCGCGUCAAGAUAAGAGCGAUCCAAGUGGCCUCGGAAUUGCUGAAAUGCGGAGUCACGGAGAACGACGUGAUCCUGUUAUCUUGCAGACCUCGCUCAGACGAAGCCGUCAUCAUUUUAGCUACUUUAUUCGUUGGAGCGCAAUUGGCUCCUUUGGAUCCCGAUUUGGAUUACGAAGAGUACGCACCACUGCUGAAGAAGCUGAGUCCGAGGGUGAUCUUCUGCGAUCCAAGGGUGGUUGUUAACGUGGAAAGGAGCAUGGGAGAAGGGCAUAACAUAAUUUACACUUUCGGAAAUGACGGUCAUAAAAGGAAGUUCCCGCAUAUCUUCAAGACGCCAGUUGACACGAAAUUCGUUCCCGCUACUAUAAAGAAUCCCAAAACGAAGACGGCGUUCAUCACGUUGACCGAAGGGGUCGUUCAUUUACCCAAAUUGGUGAUGUUGUCGCAUUACGGUGCUCUGGCCAGGGCCACGAUGAUGAACUAUCUGAUCUUCAACAAGAGUCAAAGGGUUAUCUCUUAUUUCCCUCUGGUCGGAACGUCACAGAUCAUUCUCACUCUCAUCACCUUCGAAAGACCACUGGUUAAAGUCAUACCUAGGGCUUUCGUGGAACGCGACGUGUGUCGGAUUAUCCACGAUAUGAAGAUCGAAUUCGCUAUACUCGGGACGAGCAACGCCGUGAAGAUUGCAAGGUACCACAGCAAAGAGCAAGAUUACAAUUUGAGCUGUUUGAAGCAGAUUCUCGUUGGUGGAAUUCCGGCGAGCGCUAGGACUAUAGCUUACAUCAUGUCGGUGAUGAGGAACGUGAUUGUAGCAAAUAUUUACGGAGUGGCGGAGUGCGGAUUCAUUGCUGGAGUUACGCCCGAAGACACGACUUUGGCUUACGAGAAACCGGCCAGUUGUGGAAAACUGUUCCCCGGAAGCGUCGUGAAAAUUGUGGAUUGGAAUAGUAACGAGCCAUUGGGUCCAGACACCUGGGGCGAACUUUGCUACAAGGGUCCUGAUCUUGCGAUCGGUUAUUUUCAGGAUAAUGUCGAGACCUUCACGUACGACGGUUUCUUCAAAACGGGCGAUGUUGCUCAGUACGAUGAGCAAGGUUGUCUUUACAUUCAAGGCAGAUUGGACGACGUUUUGGCUAAAGAUGAGACCGUUUUCUCAGCAGUCGACAUCGAGGAUAUCUGCAUGAUGCACAGCAAAGUCAACGACGCCGUAGUUUUGACUAACGGCACCAUUAUCGUCCUUUACUGCGUCGUCGACGACCCAAAGCUCACGACCAAGGAUCUCUUCGGGCAUCUGCAAGAAAUCCUUCCGGCUAGUAAACUACCGCACAAAGUCAUCAUCGUCAACGAACUACCUAAAACCAAGAACGGAAAGAUCAAGAAGUACAUCUUACAACGCUCCAACACAAAGAAAAGCAUACAAAUUUUCUAA